UUCGUUUUUCGGUGGAUGAAUCCGAAUGCUGGUUGUUGGCGAUGUUGGGAUUGCGGGCUUGCGAAUAGGGUUGGCAUGAGCCAGGUCCCACAAACGUCUUUCCUUCUCGUCCAAGGCCUGACGAACGAAACCCGGAGCUUUUUUGGCUUAAUGUGCUCGUGUGAGCGAUCCCUGGAGCAGCAUUCGACGAUGGAGGUCCUACUCCAGCCUGCUCCUGUGCGAGCUUCGACAGCUUUCCUUUCAAAUGGCGAGGCCGCUGAAUCGAGCCAUAGGUUUUCAACGCUGUCUUCGUCACGGACACUUUGUGUAGAACGGAGGUCCGGUGUUGGAAAUGGUGCAAGCUGGAGGUUUGAUGUGCCUCCUCAGUCCUGCAGGAAGGUUUCUGCAGGAUUUGUUGGUAUUAGCGAGCGUGUUGAGCCUGAUUCGCAGAUGGGUUCGUUGCCUCGCACCAGGGUUUGGGACUCAAAGGUUUCGAAAUGGAGUCAAAUGGGUCGGAAACAAGGUCGGAGUCUUCAUGUUGUCUGUGCAGCAGAGAGUGACGGAGAGACGACCAGGAGUAAGCUCGGGAGUAUCAUAAAAAAUAAGCAGAGGAUUCUGGAAUCGCAAUUGAGGGGAAUGGCGGAAGGAGAACUGGAGUCGAAAUUGGCACUGACGAAAGCGGUGAUGAAGCCGUAUAACCUUCUUGAUACCAUUGCACAGCAGAUUAUGGAGGGGCGCACUUCCGUUGUUGUUGAAGCUGCCCGCUUAUCACCCUCAGAAACGCCUGAAAUGCUUGCAGAGCGUUGUGUGAAAUACGUGGAAUGGGGAGCUACCGCUAUAUCAGUCUGUACCGAUGAGGAAAGCUCUCCAAACGGUUUGGCAGACUUGACUGCAGUAUGUCAAGCUGUCACAGUACCUGUUCUACGGAGGGAUUGGAUCAUCCACCCAUUGCAGAUUGCGGACACAUGUGAGGCAGGUGCCACUGCCCUGACAACAGUUUAUUCUAUUCUUAGCAAAGGAUUGCCAGCUAUCUUGAACUACGCAGUCUCGCUGGGUCUCGAUGCUGUCGUUGAGGUCAUAAACAUGAAGGAGUUGCAGGAAGUUGCAACACUUGGAAUACCCAUCUAUGGCAUCAACCUCUCUGUCGGCCUUGCGAUAUCCAUGCCGUCAAUAAGACAAGAUAUUUCUAAGUCAUUGAUUGGGGAGAUCCCUUUUGGAGCUUCAUCCAUGGUGGGCGUUUACUCCAUCGAAGAGGCGAGAACAAUGAAGAUAGCGGGUGCUGAUGCCGUGUAUAUCAAGCACGAGGUUUUACAUGGUCCACAAGCGACUGAGAAGAAUGCCCAAGUUUUUCUAGAAAACCUGCGGGAAGCUAUGUCUGGCGACGACUAGUAGUAUGGCUUUUGUUGUUGAACUGAGUCCCAUGUACACUUCUGCUCCUGUAUUGGCUAUUGAAUGUUAUUUGAGCGUGAAAAUUUUCAUUUCCUUUACUUUUGAACUCUUCUUCAGGCAUUGCCAUUCUUCGCAUUAGUGGAGACUUGGAUGGUGUUUGUCGACUGUUUUCUCAAGUAAUUAGUCGAACAGACUGUGUUGCAGUGGCAGCUCUAUUGUUGAAGACUGAAUGGAAUUUCGUGGCAUCGACAAUUCCAGAGUUAUUUGGUGACGAAUCACAGCAUUGUCAUGCAGGAUGAUCUAGUUGGCUCAUCAUUGAUGAACAUGUCUAACUCUUCAUGAACA
Physcomitrium patens is the source of this 1713-nucleotide messenger RNA. RefSeq lists its product as uncharacterized. Lineage: Eukaryota; Viridiplantae; Streptophyta; Bryopsida; Funariales; Funariaceae. Gene Ontology annotation, biological process: L-tryptophan biosynthetic process. The record is from RefSeq and is a predicted model, not a curated record. Gene Ontology annotation, molecular function: phosphoribosylanthranilate isomerase activity; indole-3-glycerol-phosphate synthase activity.